Molecule: messenger RNA, 2018 nt
Organism: Patella vulgata (common limpet)
Lineage: Eukaryota; Metazoa; Mollusca; Gastropoda; Patellidae
Product: transcription initiation factor TFIID subunit 11
Exons: 4
Coding region: 408-986 (192 amino acids)
Biological process (GO): RNA polymerase II preinitiation complex assembly; transcription initiation at RNA polymerase II promoter
Cellular component (GO): nucleus; transcription factor TFIID complex
Molecular function (GO): protein heterodimerization activity; transcription coactivator activity
Source: RefSeq, a predicted model, not a curated record
UUAGUGCGCUUUAUUAUGCGAUGAAAAGCCGAAAGGAAAAGGUAACCUCGUUGUUCAACGAAUGGUGACCUUAUACAGCACAGUGACCUGUAAUUUGAGCUGUGCAUGUGUGAAGGUUUCAAGAUAUGGUAGACGCGAUUUAAUGACAUUAAUAAGCUAAUUUAUAUUUUAAAAGAGAACCCUUUUAUCCUUUGUUAGUAAAGUACACUUUACCUGGCAAAAUAAAUUUUAGCCUAUCCCGUGAGCCACUCCACGAAAUCAUAACAAAUAAACUUCCGGUUAGAUUUAUUUCAGGAAAUGUACAGAUUAAAAUGAAAUUUUUGGCACAGAAACAACGAAUUCUUUGCGAAAGAUACACACAAGAAUUUUUAUAAUUGUGAACAAUAGUAUACCUGAUUCAGCUUGAAAUGGAUAUCAUGAAAACUCCCCCCAAAAACACUCCAGAAAAAUCAAAGGACUCCCCUUCCCCGUCAGGAUCCAAAAGGAAAGUCCACACACCCAGUUCUGAUUCUGACUCAGAAAAGCCUUCAGCUAAACAAGACACACCAGACAGGAAACGCACACCUUCAGGAUCACCGCCAGAAAAGAAAAGAAAAACGGAAAAUGAGGAAGACCAUGCCCACAACAAACAAAAGAAAGAAAAACAAGAAGAAGAAAGAUUGAAAAUGCAAGUGUUAGUUUCUAAUUUCUCUGAAGAACAGUUGAACAGAUAUGAAAUGUACAGAAGAGCUGCUUUUCCUAAAGCAGCUGUUAGAAGGUUGAUGCAGUCUAUAACUGGUUGUACUGUACCCCAGAAUGUAGUGAUUGCCAUGUCUGGUAUAGCCAAGGUGUUCGUUGGAGAAGUAGUAGAAGAAGCCUUGGAUGUGAUGGAACACUGGAAUGAAACAGGUCCUCUUCAGCCUAAGCACCUUCGUGAAUCUGUUAGAAAAUUAAAAGCUAGAGACUUAAUAACUUCAACAAAAUCAAAAAAGGUUUUAUUCAGGUGACAGGUGUAGAUUUAAAUUAUGUCUGUGAAAUAAAUGAUUCAUGUUGCCUAGGGACAGUGUGCUGACAUUGAUAUCAUUUUAGAUGGAGUCUUGAUAAUGUUACAAAAACUAGUCAAGUGAUGAUGCAGAGAAAAUAUAACAAUAGUGGUUCAACGAUCUGCUUAGCUUAUUCAAUUAAGCUGAAGUUUAUAUCCAUUAAAGCCGUACAUACACUGGAGCAGGCUUAUAACGUUUAUGCAUUUGCAUAUACCCUCAGAAAACGUCCUGUUGUAAAAAUAUUCGAGUUAAUUAAAUAAAACAGUACAUGUAUUAUUACACUGCAACAUUUCAACAAGAUUUCACAAGUUGUUAUCAAACAUAUAAACACUUUAUUACACUGCGACAUUUCAACAAGAUCGUUAUCAAGCAUAUAAACACCUACGUUCCAGUUACUAAAUACCAUUCAAAGAAUAAAAUGAGUUGAUUAACGUGUGUGGAGCCACGGUUGCUAAGUGGGUAAGACGCUGACUCGCUAGCCUGGAGGUUGCGUGAUCGAUCCCUGCAUUGGCUGAGAAAGUUCAUCAGGAUUUUUCGACGGAGGGUCUGACAAGGACAACUGUCUAGUCAUUUGGAUGAUACGAAAAACAAAGGUCCCGUGUAUACAUUGGCGUGCAAGUAAAAGAUCCUUUGACAGUUGGAAUUCAAUAUAAGAGUAGGCCAUAGUGCCACUGCCUGGGCAACAUUUCCCUCAUAGCACACUAUAUAGGGCAUGCCCGUCUUCAUUAGCCCAGUCGGACCAGAACAGAGAACCGUAGGACGUUAAACCCAUUUCAUUUCAUUUUGAUUAACGUAUGUACAUUUAUGAGGUCAUGUUUUGGGGCCUAUUCAAUUGGCUUCCUUCAAAGUGAGCUUUUCGAGUAACAAAGGUGUGCUCAUAUAUUAGGAUGAAAAGUUGAUGGACUAAUGUAAUAUUAAAUAAAAGAAUUUUAUUUUAUGAUCAGUAGUGGAAUACCGUGUUUUAUCAGUGAAAUAAAAGUGUUAUUCCACUGGCUA